Messenger RNA from Echinops telfairi (small Madagascar hedgehog), 822 nucleotides. RefSeq names its product mitochondrial ribosomal protein S25 (gene MRPS25). NCBI's taxonomy places the organism in Eukaryota, Metazoa, Chordata, Mammalia, Afrosoricida, Tenrecidae. The transcript is spliced from 4 exons. The coding region runs from base 83 to 604 and encodes 173 amino acids. The record is from RefSeq and is a predicted model, not a curated record. Gene Ontology annotation, molecular function: structural constituent of ribosome. Gene Ontology annotation, cellular component: mitochondrion.
CGCCCGCGGCGGUGGUGGCCCGCUCUCUGCUUGUUCCUCUGCACCCGUUGCCCGGCCCGCCGCCGGCGCCACCACCGCUACCAUGGCCAUGAAAGGCCGCUUCCCCAUCCGCCGCACCCUGCAGUACCUGGGCCAGGGUGAUGUCGUGUUCAAGGACUCGGUGAAGGUCAUGACGGUGAAUUACAACACGCACGGGGAGCUGGGUGAGGGCGCCAGGAGAUUUGUGUUUUUCAACAUACCUCAGAUCCAGUAUAAGAACCCCUGGGUGCAGAUCAUGAUGUUUAAGAACAUGACCCCGUCACCAUUCCUCCGCUUCUACUUAGAUACUGGGGAGCAGGUCCUGGUGGACAUGGAGACCAAGAGCAAUAAGGAGAUCAUUGCGCACAUCAGAACCAUCCUGGGGAAGAAUGAGGAAACCCUCAAGAAAGAGGAGCAGGAGAAAAAGCAGCUCUCUCACCCAGCCCACUUUGGACCCCGGAAGUACUGCCUGCGGGAGUGCAUCUGUGAAGUGGAGGGGCAGGUGCCCUGCCCAGCCUUGGUGCCAUUACCUAAGGAGAUGAGGGGGAAGUACAAAGGAGCUUUUAAAGCUAGUGCCCAGGACUGAGGCUUGGCCUAUGGGACUGAGGGGGUUGGGCCUGACCAUAUGGCCACAGGGAAGUCCCAGAUCCUAUCUGUCUCUGGAAACUGGACAUUUGUCAACGACAAAAAGGAUCUUUUGUAUACCUGUGAAAAAAGAUUUUGGAGAGGGGGAGAAGGAGCUGUAGCUGAGUUGCUGAAUGAAUACCCUUGUCCUGUUGUACCAAUAAAAUGUUUUGUCCCCCC